AGCCCCUUUAGAACAAAGAAAUAACAAAGGCUACAUGGGAAUCUGUUUGUUCGUACUCCAGAUGUUACCUGCUUUGUGAGUCCGAGCAGACAUGUGGGACCGCCUCUGCAGCCAAUCAUAGACGUGGGCGGGUUAGUUUUCUUCUUCCAAAAACCAAGGAACAAACGCGCGGCCUCCGUUCCAUCCCCCCACCACUGUUCCCUGGCCUCGGCUCCGAGUAAUCUUCCCUAUGGUUUCGAUUAACUCUUCGACGUCCGAAAUCCGCAGACCGACCGCCAAAGAUGACUUCUUCGGAUCUGUAGGACGUCCAAAUUGUUGGUUUUUUGGUCUUUUUCAUCGUAUUGGAGCGUAUAAGCGAGUCUGCAAUUCCCUCAUUUAUAGCGCCACCAACUUCGGUGGAACAGGUCCCCGUAGCAUCAAAGGCGGGAGAGCUCACAGCUCAGAGGGGGUUGUAAGAGGGCCCUCAUUUGUUCCCGUUUCGAAAAGGUGGGAUCUUUAUUUCCGAUUCGGUAGAAGAUUUAUUAGCGGCUGCAGGGAGCGGGGAGGGAGGGAGGAAGGAAAGGCGGGAUGGAAGGGGGCGUGACGUACUGGCAGGCGUUGAUCCUCUCUUCGAUCUUGGGUUGGGUGGUGGCCUCGUCGCUGUUCGGUCUCACCCGGAGGGUAAGAGCCAUGACGCAGCCCUGGGUCACGCGCCGCGUGCUUGCGGAUACCCCGUCGAUCCUUCGUUUACAGAGGUUGCAUCACUGGUCCCUGGACAACAUGUUCUCGGUGCUGUCAUGUGUUGUGUCAGUGCCCUUUUAUACAGGAUUUCUUCCUAUUCUUUUCUGGAGUGGGCAUGGCAAAUUGGCCAGACAGAUGACCCUGUUGAUGGCUUUCUGUGAUUAUGUCGGGAAUUCCAUAAAGGAUCUGGUAUCAGCUCCUAGACCAAGUAGUCCACCUGUGAGAAGAGUGACUGCUACAAAAGAUGAGAAGGAGAAUGCCAUGGAAUACGGAUUGCCAUCUUCGCACUGUCUGAAUACUGUAUGCUUGUCAGGAUAUUUGUUGCACUAUGUACUUAUAUACUAUCCCCAAAGAGAUGGAAUUGCGGUUGCCGCUAUGUUCGGGCUAGUUUUCUUGCUUGUCAUGCUAAUUGGUGUAGGCAGGGUGUACUUAGGCAUGCAUAGCUUGAUUGAUGUUAUGGCUGGAGUCGGCUUUGGACUUGUCAUACUUUCUUUUUGGUUUAUGGUCCAUGGAUACGUCGAUGAGUUUAUUAUCUCUGGGCAGAAUGUUACAUCCUUCUGGGCAAGCCUGUCUUUUCUAUUGUUCUUUGCAUAUCCUAAUCCAGAAUUUCCAACUCCAAGCUUUGAGUACCACACGGCCUUCAAUGGCGUUGCAUUUGGAAUAGUUAGCGGAAUUCAGCAAACAUAUACUCUUUUUCACCAUGAUAAUGUUCCGCGUGUUUUCAGCCACCAACUACCAGUUGCAGUCUUCCUAGGACGGAUAUUGAUCGGCAUUCCCACGAUACUUAUUGUGAAGUUCUGCAGCAAAGCUAUAGCUAAAUGGUUGCUCCAUAUUCUUUGCAACACUUUGGGUAUCCCAAUAGUAUCAUCAUGCUAUGUCCCAACAACACUGAAGGGAUCCGAUACCAAAGACAAACCCGAGAAUAAGCAAUCAGUUUAUCUUCAGAAACUGAUGGUUAUCUUCCCACAGAAGGCAUAUGACGUGGAUACCGGAAUUCGAUUUCUCCAGUAUGCUGGCCUCGCAUGGUCGGUGGUGGACUUGGUUCCUUCGCUUUUCUCAUAUCUCAAUUUGUAGCAGCUUUGUUUCCCUCGCUCUUCUCAUAUCUCCAGUAUACCGGAAUUCAUUUUGUUCUGCCUCUAAGAGGUUGUAGAUGAAUUUUUUUGUAAUAUUUUUACUUGUAAUGUGAGAAAACUUGCCUUUAGAUUA
This is a messenger RNA of Musa acuminata AAA Group (dessert banana), 1926 nucleotides long. RefSeq names its product lipid phosphate phosphatase delta-like. Bases 568 to 1794 code for a protein of 408 amino acids. Lineage: Eukaryota; Viridiplantae; Streptophyta; Magnoliopsida; Zingiberales; Musaceae. The record is from RefSeq and is a predicted model, not a curated record. The transcript is spliced from 8 exons. Gene Ontology annotation, molecular function: sphingosine-1-phosphate phosphatase activity. Gene Ontology annotation, cellular component: endoplasmic reticulum membrane.